Molecule: messenger RNA, 10963 nt
Organism: Camelus dromedarius (Arabian camel)
Lineage: Eukaryota; Metazoa; Chordata; Mammalia; Artiodactyla; Camelidae
Gene: RTTN
Product: rotatin
Exons: 49
Coding region: 172-6879 (2235 amino acids)
Biological process (GO): centriole-centriole cohesion; ciliary basal body organization; centriole replication
Cellular component (GO): centrosome; centriole; ciliary basal body
Source: RefSeq, a predicted model, not a curated record
AAGUUUCUCUGGUGGUUCCGGGGCCAGAAGCAGCUCGCGGAACGCCUCUCACUCAUUGGGUCCUUCGCUCAAGCGUUGCGGAACUCGCCUUCCGACCGGCCGGGUUUCUCGGGGGACAGUAACUGUGGCCGGACGCUGUGGCGCGGCAGUUUAAUUCUCCGGCGGCGACUGAUGGAGCCGGACGGGAUGGUCUUGGCGGGGCUCAUCAGGAAACUCGGUCAUCAGCUGGCCGAGAUCAGGGAACGCGCUCUCAAGAAUAUUCUCUGCAAGAUUGAGCACAACUUAAUCUGCUGUGCUGAUCUAGUUCAGGAGAGGCUACUUUUUCUCCAUUUGCUGGAAUGGUUCAAUUUCCCGUCUGUUCCAAUGAAAGAAGAGGUUCUGAGCCUGUUGAACAGAUUGGUUAAGUAUCCCCCAGCAGUCCAGCAUUUGGUCGAUCUUGGUGCAGUCGAAUUCUUAUCUAAACUUCGUUCUAAUGUGGAGCCGAAUCUACAGGCUGAAAUUGAUGACAUUCUAGAUGGACUUUUUAUUCUUCCCUCGGAAGUUCCUGAACUAUAUUCUGCAUCUUACCAAACCAGUCAAACUGAAUUGCCACAACAACCUGAAACCUCAACGGGGUAUUUUCCUCAGGACAAAAGUAAUUUCCAGCGGAUGGAGGACCCUCCACGACCCAUGGCACACCGGGCUGUGAGGUGUUUGAAGUUCUCCACCUUCCCUUGGCUCCCCUUGACCACAGCCGACAGGCAUGUUCUCUCCUCUAAUGAAAGCUCUUUAAGAAGUAGUAACCACACUUUAAUCUGGAACACCUGUGAGCUAUUGAAAGAUGUUAUCAUGCAAGAUUUUCCUGCGGAGAUUUUCCUUCAGAGGCCAAAAAUUGUUCAGAGCCUUUUAUCUCUGUUGAAACUGGCCUUUGGAGGAGACGGAAAACAUCGCCUGGCAUUGCAGGCAGUGUCCUGCCUGCAGCAGCUCUGCGUGUGCUUAAGAAACAGACUUAACUUUCACCGAGAUCCACAUUUCUUCUCUAGUAAACAGGAUACAGUUUCCCAAAAUUCUUCUUUGUCUUACUGUCAAGAAGCAAGAGUUCCUCAUCACUCCCAGAAUCCUUCUCCUGGAGGCAGCAGCCCUCGGCCUUCCGUGGUUGGACGCACAGGCCAGCGGCCCAGAGGAGACGGCCAGGACUGGGACGCAGUGUCCUCUAGCGGAAGCAGCGGCCACGCCCACGUCAACUCCAGGCUGUCUGUCCACUCCGCGCUGGACGUGGCGCACCUGGACCUGCCGGAGCUGGAGGCCGCCGACGCGCUCGAGCUGUGGUUCCGGCAGCUCAGUCUGCCCCAGCUCUGCGUCUGCAUUCUGGAGUCGGCCGUUCCGCUCUUGAGGACAGGUAGUAGGGAGGUGGUGAUACGGGUUCUGGAGCUGCUUGCUGAGGACCUGGUGCUGACCGGCGAAGCGAUUUCAGCAGACGUCUGGGAUGACAGCAGCCUUUUUGCUAUAGAUGUGAAAGAGAAACUGCUCGUGGUGCUGGGGUCCCUUGGAGACACCAUGUGCUACCAUAAAAGCAGCGUCAGUUUGGAACAGCCAGAGGCCGUGCUGGUGCACCACAGAAUGGCCUUUGUCGGCAUCUCGCUGUUUGCAGUCCGACUGCUGCAGACGCUUCUCCCUGCUGAAAAGGCAAGCCACUUUUUACCAGAGCCCAUGUCAGCAGCAUUAUUUCUAGUUUCUUUGGACAUGCCUAUUUCUUUGGAAUAUCCAAAUAUUCAUGAGACUGUCGUGGCCUAUUUGGAACAGCUGAAUUCUGAAAACUACAGUAUCUAUAAACGAACUGCAGAGGCUGUUUAUUCAAUUGAAUGUACCUGUAACUUCCUGUCUGAUGUUGGAAAGGAGGGAGAGAAGAAUCUCUUAGAAUUAGUGGAGUUGGCAGACCAAGCCUUACGUAGCUUUUCCUAUCAUCAGCAUUUCCCCCUAAUAAAGGAAAUCAUUUACAUUUGUUCAAAGAUCUGGAAGUCUGCACAGGCCAGUCCAUUACUGCAAGGAGAAAGCCAGAAGGUGUUUCUGCGUAUGUUGUCUCACCCACUGCUACAAGUGAAAGUUAAAACUUACCACUGCUGCCUGGAAAUUAUUAAGGAAUGUCUAGGCGUCCACAAUGUCAGUCAACCUGUGUCUUCACUUUGUAAUGGAAUUCAUUUUCUGCUUCACCCAAAAGUUCUGUACGAGAUCUGUGCAUUUGGCAUGCAAGAGCCCAAAAAUGAGGUGAACGCUGCUGCCAAGGCCAUCCUGACGUACCUGCUGCAGGGACGACUGAUGAUGACAGCGCUGACCUGGAACAAGUUUAUUGAGGCCCUCUGUCCUGUCAUCCCAGUCCUGCAGGGCUAUGCGGACACAGAAGACCCUUUGGGUAACUGCGUUCUCCUCCUAAGCAAAGCGAGUUCUGAGGCAGGCGAAGGGAUUCUCCCCUGCACCACCCGGUUGAAGUCCAUAUUGCGACUCCUGCUGGUGAGAAAGCCGUCGGUCCGGGCACUGGCGUUGAAGCUCUUAGCAUGUUACCUCACGAGGGAAGAGGGAGCCGGUACCAAGCGCCCUUCAAUAGAUGCCAGAGUUCUCUCCAGAGUUACUAAUUUAUUUAUUGUGAAAAAACCUAUUGAACUCAAACUGGAUGACAGAAAAGAACUGAUUAUUAAGUUGGAGACUGUUGAAAAGGUCUAUGAAAUCUUUAUCUCAGAUGAUAUUGAUCUUGUUUUGAGAAAGUCAGCUGCAGAGCAGUUAGCUGUGAUCAUGCAAGAUAUUAAAAUGCAUGCUGUGGUGAAAAAAUUAUGCUUAAUUGACAAGAUAAUUGAGUACUUAAAUGAAUGUGUGGGUCAGGAUGGUGAGGUUAUAGAAUGUUUAAUACAGCCGAGCCUCACGCUCCUGAGGAAGGUGCUUUGUGCCGACCCGGUCUUGCGUGUGUCCCUCUCACAACAGUCUUCUCUCUUGACCUUGUUGCUCAGAGUUUCCUUGAUAUUUCAUGAAGAUUGUACUGUCGUGACUGAAGUUGGAGCAUUAUUUUGUCUUCUGUUAUUUGAUGAAGUAUCAAGAAUGGAUAUGUGGUCUGAUAGUCCUUCUAGUAAACCUUCGUCACCGUCAAUCUUCAGUUUGCCUGUUUCAGUUUUCAGAAGGUAUCAUCUGCCAGUACAUGCGCUUGGCCACCAUGCUGUGAGUCCUUACUCCAUGGUUUUGCCGCUGUCUGCUGAUUGUUUGGCCCUGAAGCCAGUCUCAGAUAUGCUGAGAAUGGCUUGGAACCUAUCAUGGUAUCAUGGGAGUGAUAAUCUGCUGAAGCAAAUGAACUCUGAAACCAAAAUCCACGAAUUUUUAGAUACACUGAAGUUAUCCACCGAGGACACCCUUACUCUGAGGAUGACACACACAGCUAGUGGACUGAAGGACUGUCUCCACUCCAUCGUCCAGGCUGCCGCCCACAGGGAGGCAAGGGCUGCUGUCACAAGGAUGAGUUUUUAUCUUCUGAAUGACAGGUUGUCUUUCAAGGAUGGCACUGGCCCAUGUGGGAUUACCCUGAAGUCCUUGUCUUGGCACACCACACUGAACAGGUUUUUACAAGUGCUUCCUGCUUGCACUGAAGAUGAGAAACUUCUGAUAGAUAUCAUACAUUUUUUAAAUAAGUUAUUGAAGGAACAAAGGAAAUCUGUAUCCACAGAACUUCUAAACUGGCUGCUAGAAUUACUUCUGAGACAUAGUCCAAACCCACUGUUUGACCUGCUGGUUCUGACGGAGUCGCAGUCGCGAGAGGAAGCGGAUACCAUCCGCACCGCUGUCCGGCAGCAGCUCCAGAAAGAGCUGAUGGCUCUUUUCAAUACCUUGCUGCUCAGUUUCGGGGAAGUUGCUGACAGGAAAUGCCUGGAACUCUUUUACGUUUUCCAAACACAGCUGGCUCUGAAACUGCUCCAGUGCCUGAGAGUCACGGAUGCGCCUCAUUUCUAUGGCCUGCCGUCCCUCGAGAGGACCUUACGAGGGAUGGCCCACCUCACAGCAUUUCCAGGAUGGAGCUCACACUCUCCUCUUACAAAGCCCCUCGAGAUCUGUGUGAAGUACUUGUCGGGUCUCCUCGAAGUCAUUACUUCUUUUUAUGUCGAACGUGGAGGAAAUGCCAUGUCCUUCAUGGGAAAAGGUGUCACAAAGAGCACGGUCCUUUGCUUGCUUCAUUUGUCCCACGAGAUGAUGGUGCAGGCCCAGAGCUCGGAGUGGAUGUCACUUUGGUUCUUGCCUCUGGGUAGUCAGGGCGAGGAACAUGCCCAUACCCAGCAAGGCCUGGCGUGGUUGAUUCCGUUGUGGGUUGACCGAGACCCAGAGGUGAGGUUCACUUCGCUGGGAUUAGGAUCAGCACUGACCACCCUUGAAGCUGGCUGUGUGGCCCUGGCCAGCAGUUGUCAGAACAUCUCUGGUGGACUCUGGGGGACAGUGGUGAACAUUCUCCUGGACCAGUCGGAAUGCAGCAUGGUGCGCCGGGAGGCUGCAUUUAUUCUUCAGAAUCUCCUUGUAAUUCCAAUGCCCUCAGUAAUUAUAAAGGAUUAUACUUGGCAGGGCCCCUGUGUCCAUGACGAGGACUCUGGCCUGUCGCUCACAGGAAAACCUGCCCUUCAGGCUCUGUUAUAUCACUGCCAUUUUUAUGAACAUUUGAGUCAGAUGGUAAAACAUUGUUACCUGGGACGGUAUACAUUUGAUUUGAAUUGUUCUGCUUUUCAUGGAACUUCAGAAGGCAAUGAUUUAAAUGGUUUAGACGACUCAUUCAAGUUCUGGAGGGCACCAUCUCGGACGUCCAAUCAAGAUCAAGAUCCAAGUUCUCUCUCCACCUCGGAAACAACGGUGGCAGCUUCGUUGGGGAGUGCUGAAUUUCAGCCCCUCGUGCUCUGCGCAGCGCCUCUCCCUGAAGCCUCGCACGACCAGUUUGUGGCUCAAGCAGGUCAGCAUGAAACUGCAUCUCCGCGGCCUCCUCAGGAUUCCUCCCUUUCUGCUCCUCUGCCCAGACAGUGUGUUUUUGUCACUCCGCCUCUCCUCUCGGCUGUCUGCAGUCUCCUGGACAGCCUCCUGGCGACCACUCCAGGUGACACUGCGGACGCUUUGCGGCAGGCUCGCCUCAUGGAGCUUCUCUGUGGUAUCGCGGACGCCGCCCUCCUAGAGACGAGGGUCCGGGAGCUCCAGGCCCUGCUGCCUGCAUCCCCCCCACUCGAACACACUCAGGCUCAGGUGUCCUUUCUCCUAGAAUACCUGUCCUCUUUGUCGCGGCUUCUGCAGUCAUGUUUACUGGUAGAUCCUGACCUCCUGGUUCAGGACGAGCUUCUGAAAUCUCUGAUCACAAAUGUCAUCAGAGUGCUCACCAUAUACAUCAAAGAUGUGCUAGAUGCAGAGUUAAUAUCGGCCUUUUAUCAGACAUGGACACAUUUAUUUAACCUUCUGGCCACACUCCUGAGGAAAGCUGGUCCUGCCUCUUUACCAUUUAUUACGAUGGGCCUGGCCAGGCACUGGGCAGCGGUGAUCGAUACGUUCUGCACAUGUGUGGGUUUGUCUGCCACGUGCCCUCCCCUGUGUACGGCCAGCCUGCAGUUCCUGUCCAUCCUCUUGACUGAAGAAGCAAAAAGGCACCUCCAGGAUAAGGAUAAAACUAGUCUAUGCCACAGUCCAACGCUGGCUUCACUUCUGGAUAAAACGCAAGAGAACCAGGCAUCUGUAGAGCGACUUAAUGAAGUAAUUCUUCAGUGCUAUGAAGGAAAAUCUCCCAAAGAUACCCUGAGAAGAGUUGCUGCGAACGCGUUGCUGUCGCUUCUGGCCGUCAGCAGAAGAGCGCAGAAGCUCGCACUGCGAGCCAGCCUGGUGGACGGAUGCAUAGAGCAGAUGAAGCACAUUCAUGCGCAGCUGAACCUGGAUUGUCUGAGGCCUGGGAAGGCCGCACUCAAGAGAAAGGAUGAUGGUUUUAUUAAAGAGUUAAGCAUUGCCAUGCAGCUCCUGAGAAACUGCCUUUAUCAAAAUGAAGAAUGUAAAGAAGCGGCUCUGGAGGCCCACCUGGUCCCGGUCCUGCACUCCCUCUGGCCUUGGCUCCUGAUGGACGAUUCACUGAUGCAGGUCGCCCUGCAGCUGCUUUGUGUCUACACUGCAAAUUUUCCAAGCGGCUGCAGCUCUCUCUGUUGGUCCAGUUACGGACAACAUCCUGCUCAAGCUGCACAUCGAGGAGCCGCCGGCAGCUCCCUGAUGCUGUGUAUCCUGAAGCUGGCUUCCCAGGUGCCUCUGGAGAACGCUGCAGUCCAGCAGAUGGUUUUCAUGUUUCUUUCAAACCUGGCCUUGUCUCAUGACUGUAAAGGGGUGAUUCAAAAAAAUAACUUCUUACAGAACUUUCUAUCUCUCACAUUGCCAAAAGGAGGAAAUAAACAUCUCAGCAAUCUGACCGUUCUCUGGUUGAAGUUACUCCUGAAUAUAUCAUUUGGAGAAGAUGGGCAGCAAAUGAUCCUGAGGCUGGACGGCUGUUUGGACUUACUGACGGAGAUGAGCAGAUACAAGCAUAAGAGCAGCCCUUACGCGCCUCUUCUGAUUUUUCAUAAUAUUUGCUUCAGUCCUGCGAACAAGCCCAAGAUCCUGGCUAAUGAAAAAAUCAUUAGUGUGCUAGCUGCCUGUCUGGAAAGUGAAAAUCAAAAUGCUCAGAGGAUUGGAGCAGCUGCGCUUUGGGCUCUGAUUCACAAUUACCAAAAGGCAAAAACAACUUUGAAAAAUCCAUCAAUAAAAAGAAGAGUGGAUGAAGCAUAUUCCAUAGCAAAGAAAACUUUCUCAGACUCAGAAGAAACUCCUCUAAACACCUAUUAUUUGAAAUGUCUUGAAAACCUCGUGCAGCAACUCAACUCUUCAUGAGCACCCUGUGAUCCUCCGCCCUGAAGCCGCGGCCACCGGACAGGUGAGCCACCCUUGGAGCGCGCCCUGUGCAGACCUGUUCCCCGAAGACGUGCUCAUAAGCCUGUCGAUAGAGGGCACAGAAGGUCCUGGGAAGACGGACAUUCUUACCUUUUUCUAUGCAAUGUGCUUUGUAAAAAUCGUAUUUAUCAGUUAUUUAAUAAAUAAGAUAUUUCUAGUGACUGAAAAUUGGCCAAUAAUUGCGGCUUGCAGGCUUUUAUCAAUCUCAUGAAUGUAAAUUUAAGGAAUAGAAGAAAGAUACUAUGUUCUGAUUUCCUUUUUUAAAAAAAAAGUAUUUUACAUGAAAUUUGGCUCUUGUCAAUACAAAUCCUUGUUUUUCAAAGCAUUCACAUCAGUGAAGGGAUAUUUGUAGUAAAUGUGAAUAAUUUUGUGAGUAACUUCUUUAGGCAAUUUUUAGUGAUAUUAACUCCUUUCCAUAUGAUACAUAAACAUGUUAUAUUUUAUUAUUUUCACCUUUCAACUUCUGAAAUGCUGUGUAAUAAAAAAGGAAGAAAUAGAGUUUAUGGUCACAUAGGCCUACGUUCAAAUUCUGCCUCAGCUCAGAGCAUCGUGAAGAACAAGAACGUGAAAAAUCUGGCAGGAACAGUGCUGCCGAGGCCUCCUGACGUGACUCUCAACUAACAUGUAGCUCUGAGCUUGGAACUUAGAAUCAGUUCGAGUACUAAUCAUUUCCAGCAGUUUUCCCAACACUUGAAAAUAAGGAGAGAAAAUUAUGUCUAAGAAAAGAAAAACAAAAGCUGAAAUGUAUAUACAUAUGCGUGUCUAUACACACACCUGUAUAUACACCCCCCCCCCACUCACAUACACACUCAUUAUUUAGGAAGAAGCUUUCCAAUUGAAUUACAGUUAACAAGAAAAAAACUUCCUUUAUUAAAUGCUGUUAGCAAAUUGCCAUCAUUAAUAAAAUAAGCCAUGUGACAUUAUUUAAGCUGAAAGCAUGAGGACAAAAUACAUGUUAAGUAUUGAAAUAGAACCAGGUAAAUUUAUAGUGUCUGAGAGUUACUGAUUAGAGAUCUGAAAAAUAGAUCUAGAAAGUUUGGAAGUUUCUGGGCAGCCCAAGUUAAUCUGAAGCAGUGGACGUGGCAGUAUUCUGAAAAAGUACGAGCAGGAAUCUUGGGAAUUAUUUCUUCCUUUUCUCCUGGUUGCUUAGAUCCUAUUUCAUUUUCCUGGUAUCACCUUGUAAGCCCUCACUGAUGAAUAAUUAGAUGAUUUCUGUAACUUCCAUUGAAAGAUCCCUUUCUGUGUCACAGGCGCUCGUCUCAGGAUGUUUAUUGUUUGAUCUGUUUUCCCCUAAAAUAUUACCAUUAUUCCUCCGUUAGAGGUGAGUGAACGGAGCGGCUCGGUGAUCAGUUGUGGCUGAUAAAGAGUGAAGUUGAGACUCGAGCCCAGAGUAACGGCUGAGGUUUUUUUUAACCACCAUGCUAUGCUGCCCUCCCUCCCUACCUGUUUUUUCUCUUUGAAAUUCCUGUCUUUGAGUUUGGAUCUUAUAGACAACCUCCAUUAUUCUAUAAGAAUUGAGUCUUUUCACGGAAAUGACCACUACCCAUAUUUAUGGUUCAUUGAUUGAUUCACAUUUCAGGGUUUGCUUUGCCUCAUGUCUUUGGAAUCACAAAGAAUAGUAACUGAUUGUUUUCCCUAGCAGUUCAAGGUAGCACCACUGGGGGGUUUGUACCCUGGCAGCCAGACUCGCUCAGGGGUGACGCCUGCGGAAGCCCAGAAGGACUGGCUCCCUGAAAGGGGGAGGAGGGCCGUGGCGUCAGGAGAACGUGCACAUGCGUCUGCCGGUGUCCAGGGACGUGCCCCACAGGGGCAUGUGGUGUUCCGGGUCCUUGACACCUCUCCUUCUCAUCUGUGUCUCUUCGAAUUGUGUCCAUGAAGCCAGUGGGGAAGCUGCUAAGCAGAAGAUCCCUGAGGUGACUGGCCUGCUGUGGCACUGCCUGGGGAACCCAGCAGCACCAGAGUCCCGGGGAUGCUUGUUGAAAUACACAUGGAAACAUAGUCUUCAGCCUGUGUCUGAAAUUGUUAGCAGACUCGCCAGGUGAUCUGUACGCUCACAAAAUGAGAACCACUGAUUAACCCCCAACUUUACAGAAAACUGCCUGGAACAUGAAAAUGACUUGACAUCACUCAGUUAUUUAAUGAUGAUGAAAUCAGAAAUGGAAUCUGGGUCUCUUGAGUGCUAGUUGAGUGUUCUUUCUUUCACACAUCCCUGGUUUAGGCAGAGAUCCAGAAAGCAGGUGUAGGGAACUGGUUCAUGCCUCAUGGUCUCCAGGUUUCCCAUUUCCUGGCCUUUGUGGUUGCUUGGUGUGUGUGUGUCUGUGCUGGGGAUGAACUCAAAGGCUGUGCAGUGCGUCAACAUGCAGACAUUCGUCCUCUGGCGUCUGUGUUUAGGACCUUGAGCAGCUUGAGGGAGGAGGCAGCGCUGGUUUUGAAAACAGAAGAGACAAGUGGAGUAGUUAGCUGACCUCACUGGAGCCUUUCCCCACUCUUCCUAAAAUUGCUUUCAAAAAUGAAGAGCUGGAUGUACUUUUCUUUGGCGUUCUGUAAAUAAUGGAGUGAAAAGUAGAAUUUGCCCAUUUAACUGCAGGUCACUGGUUUUCGUUCGUAGUGUUAAAUAUGCUCAUCAUCUGUAGUAAUUUUCCAUCGUGAGUCUUGGUGGUUGCACCUGGUCUGUCCCAUUUCCUGAGAUCUGCUGCUUGACCCGUGCUGUUUCUCAGGUUUGGCAGAUUGUUGCGUAAGAACGAUCAGCAUCCCCGCCCCUGCCACCCCAGGUGCACCUGCAGGCCUGCCAGGGAGCCAGAGAGCACAGGAGAGCGGCUAAAGGUGGGGGGCUCAGGGCUCGUGUGGCCUCACCGUGCACACCGGUGGGGACCUGGCGCAGCCUCCAGGCCGCUUCUCCCGGUGAGACCGGGGAUCGGGGAACCUGCUUUGUGAAGCUGAGGGGAGGACUGGGUGCCCAGCACAGUGCCUGGGACAUAGUUGACUGUCCCUUAGAUGUCAUCAAUGAUUAGUUAUUCCCAUAAAGUUCUCAAAAAUUUCUCUCAUUUUCAUUUAAACAUUAACUCUUCUGUGUCUCUGAAACUCUCUUCUCCCUUUAGGAAGCAGGGAAUAUGCCAGAAGGUGAGUUUCAUUGUCUGAACAAGGCUCUCACAUUCCAGAAGGACGGCCGGUUUCUGGUGGCGGUGUGGGGCCGCAGGCCUGCGCUCGCUAACAGCACAGACGCCGACACGUGUUGGGGGAACCUCAGUCUUGCAGAGCACUGUGUGCAGGGGGGCUGAACACACCCGGAGACUUGGUGCGUUUUAUUCUGUGGCUUGUCAGGUUGUCUUGACUGAAUGUCGUUGGUGAAAUACUGCUCUUUCUCCAUUUGAAUUGUGAAAAUGGAAAAUACAAGAAAUUAAAACCUUAGCGGCCAGAAGAAAACCUUAGCUUAAAGACUCUGUCAAUUAGGGAGCAUUUUUCUCUUAAGCCCUAUUGUUGACCUGUGCGAUCCAAGGAGUUCCGGGAAAGGAUGGUGGUAAAAGGUCAUUAUUUCUGUGAACUAGGCAGCUUAGUUUUGGGGAACUUAAGAGUUUAUUCUUCUUGAGUCAAAAGUUAUUCACCACAGGAAAUCCCUUGUAAAACUCAAGUAACAAGUCAGCGGGGGCUGAGGGAGAGUAUGCUGGGCUGAGGCUCAGGACGCACGGCAGACUGCCAGGACCUGGGCUUCCGGGGUUUGGCGGCGAGACACGAGCAUCUCAGUGUGGUCCUGUUUUAAAUGUUCCCAGCGACGUUCGUCUUCGUGUUUCCUUUGCUCCUUCUGCAUUUGGGAAAUGUGUUUCAAAAAAGUCUACUCUUUUAAAGCGAUGUUUCAUGAAAGAUCCAUAUGGUAACAUUCAAUAAAUUUCCCAUGAAAGCCAAGAGAAAUGUAUGUGUUUUAAUGCCGACUCCAAGGGGAAGAUGCUUUCCUGCAAUUCUCCUUCCUCGGUGUGUCUCUUCCUGUGCCUUACCUGUGCCCCUGGCCGAGCCUUACGUCUGCCCCCAG